GGAUGACCACACAACCUUCGUUUUCGGAUACUAUUUUCCCUUUGCCGCAUAGCCAUAGGCGGUUUCCUUUUUUUCUAUUCCAUUUUCGUCGUCCAUAUUCCAUGCUGGACGCCCAACCCGGAACCUAAAAAAGACUAGAAGAAAAUCGACGCUAAAUUUGAAUCAAGUUCUUUUGGUUAGUUUUCUCGAAGAGAUAUAAUUCAAUAUUCUUGUCAGAGCUGCUUACCCCACUUGAGAGGAAGUGAUAAACUUGAGUUUUGCCAUGUCGGUUGUUCAAUUCGAGUCUGAUCCAUUGAUAAUCAAGUUAAUCUGAACCCAUGUUUCUGCUCAGGUUACUCGCUAGAGAGAAAGUGGGCAAUAAAAUUGCGGGUCACUUUGAGGGUUAGUUUAAUUUGAGAGAUUGAGAAUUAAAGUUCAGUUGAAUUGGGUUUCAAUUUAAACCAACGAUUUCUCAGUUCGUAUUUCUCCUUUUAGUUGCUUCACCAUUUAGGUGAAGUGUGUUCAAGUCCAUCGAUUUCUUUGUUGGUGUUGCUUCAAUCUUGGGUCAGAGAAUUGAAAUGGAUCUGACUGAAGAGAUCGAAAACGAAGGUGGCAUAUGGGCUUUGGAGCAGAAGAUCGAUCAGCCAAUGGACGAAGAGGCUGGUAGGCUCAAGAAUAUGUACAGAGAAAAGAAAUUCUCAGUUAUAUUACUUCUUCGACUUGCAUUUCAAAGUCUUGGAGUUGUGUAUGGAGAUUUGGGAACUUCUCCUCUAUACGUAUUCUACAAUACAUUUCCUAAAGGAAUUGAUGAUACAGAGGAUGUUAUUGGGGCACUUUCCUUGAUCAUAUAUUCUCUUACUCUUGUGCCACUCAUUAAAUAUGUUUUCAUCGUCUGUCGUGCAAAUGACAAUGGUCAAGGGGGGACUUUUGCUCUUUACUCAUUAUUAUGUCGACAUGCAAAAGUUAAUACAAUUCCUAAUCAACAUCGAACUGAUGAAGAGUUGACAACUUAUAGUCGAAACACAAUUCAUAAGCAAUCGUUUGCUGCAAAAACAAAAAGAUGGUUGGAAGCACAUACAUUUAGAAAGAAUGCCCUUCUUUUACUUGUCCUUGUUGGCACUUGUAUGGUUAUUGGAGAUGGAAUUCUUACUCCUGCUAUUUCAGUUUUAUCAGCUUCUGGAGGUAUCAAGAUAGACCACCCUAGGAUGAGUAACGAUGUUGUAGUACUAGUUUCUGUUAUCAUAUUAUUAUUCUUGUUUAGCCUACAACAUUAUGGUCCAGACAAAGUAGGAUGGCUUUUUGCUCCAAUCGUGUUGCUUUGGUUUCUCUUAAUCGGAGGAAUUGGAAUUUUCAACAUCUGCAAAUAUGAUAAAGGAAUUUUGCGUGCUUUUUCACCCGUAUAUAUAUUCCACUACUUUAAAAGACGUGGUAAAAAUGGUUGGAUUUCCCUCGGUGGAAUCAUGCUCAGCAUCACAGGGACGGAGGCACUUUUUGCAGACCUUGCUCAUUUUCCAGUUUCAGCAAUCCAGCUGGCAUUUACAGUUGUUGUGUUUCCUUGCCUUCUUCUUGCUUAUUGUGGACAAGCAGCCUACCUUAUGAAGAACAAAGAACAUGUGUACGAUGCCUUUUAUCGCUCUAUACCAGAUGGAAUAUAUUGGCCGAUGUUUGUUAUUGCAACUCUGGCUGCUAUAGUUGCGAGUCAAGCUACUAUAUCUGCUACUUUUUCUAUAAUUAAGCAGGCUAAUGCACUCGGCUGCUUUCCUCGAAUCAAAGUUGUUCAUACAUCAAAGAAAUUUUUGGGGCAGAUUUAUGUUCCUGAUAUCAAUUGGAUUCUUAUGGUUCUCUGUAUCGUUGUAACCGUUGGAUUCAAAAAUCAAAGCCAGAUCGGCAAUGCUUAUGGCACCGCAGUUGUCGUGGUGAUGCUCGUAACAACAUUCCUCAUGAUCUUAAUCAUGUUGCUUGUGUGGCGAUGUCAUUGGAUUCUCGUAUUCAUAUUCACCGCACUCUCUCUCAUAGUUGAAUGCACCUACUUUUCAUCCGUCCUUUUCAAAAUCAACCAAGGCGGGUGGGUCCCACUCGUGAUCGCCGGAGUAUUCCUUCUCAUCAUGUACAUCUGGCAUUACGGAACCCUUAAAAGAUACGAAUUCGAAAUGCAUAGUAAAAUCUCAAUGGCAUGGAUCCUCGGUCUCGGCCCAAGCCUUGGUCUAGUCCGUGUCCCUGGUGUCGGGCUUGUGUACACCGAGCUCGCAAGUGGGGUCCCGCAUAUUUUCUCACAUUUGGUAACAAAUUUACCCGCCAUCCAUUCGGUGGUUGUGUUUGUCUGCGUGAAAUAUCUCCCGGUUUACACGGUCCCCGAAGAUGAACGGUUCCUUGUGAAACGAAUCGGGCCGAAAAAUUUCCAUAUUUUUAGAUGUGUAGCGAGGUAUGGAUACAAAGAUUUGCAUAAAAAAGACGAUGAAUUUGAGAAGAAACUUUUCGAUAAUCUUUUCUUGUUUAUAAGACUUGAAUCGAUGAUGGAAGGUUGCUCGGAUUCCGAUGAGUAUAGUGUGUUUUCCGGUGGCCAGAAAACCGUGUGUUCGCCGGAAAAUGAAACGUGUUCAUCGGUUGGUGACUGUAUCUUGCCGGAAAACAUGGCGGCGGGGAUGUCUUCCGGGAGAACGAGCAGUCAUACGGAGGUGGAUGAGAUGGAGUUUUUGUUGAGCUGUAGGGCGGCCGGAGUGGUGCAUAUAAUGGGGAACACGGUGGUGACAGCUAGGCGGGGUUCGAGGUUUUAUAAGAGGAUUUCGAUUGAUUAUAUUUAUGCUUUUUUGAGAAAGAUUUGCAGGGAGCAUAGUGUGAUCUUUAAUGUUCCUCAUGAGACCCUUUUGAAUGUUGGGCAAGUGUUUUAUGUGUAACACUUAUUUCAUUAAUGAAUUUAAAUUUAGUUCUA
Molecule: messenger RNA, 2908 nt
Organism: Lactuca sativa (garden lettuce)
Lineage: Eukaryota; Viridiplantae; Streptophyta; Magnoliopsida; Asterales; Asteraceae
Product: potassium transporter 10
Biological process (GO): potassium ion transmembrane transport
Cellular component (GO): membrane
Molecular function (GO): potassium ion transmembrane transporter activity
Source: RefSeq, a predicted model, not a curated record